AUGAGUGCUGUCUUUAGUCCAUCACUUAUGAUGAUGCAGCGCCCACUGGGAAGUUCCACUGCUUUCAGCAUCGACUCGCUGAUUGGAGGUCCGCCCCAGCCGAGUCCGGGACACUUUGUGUACACCGGGUACCCGAUGUUCAUGCCCUACAGACCGGUCGUUCUCCCGCCGCCUCCACCGCCGCCGCCCGCCCUGCCACAGUCCGCCUUACAGCCGGGACUUCCUCCGACGCACCCCCAGCACCAGAUGCCGAGCUUGCCGACUAGUUUCUGCUCCAGUCUGGCGCAAGGCAUGGCUCUCACCUCCACCCUCAUGGCGACGCUGCCGGGCAGCUUCACCGCCUCUCCUCAGCACCAGGAGGCGGCGAGAAAGUUCGGGUCGCAGUCCCUCCAACACGUUUUCGACAAAACUCAGGACAUUCGGUUGGACGGAGACGAUGGGAAGACUUUUCAGGGUAAAGAGGCCACAGUGCUGCCCCCUUUCCAAGCGUCAGAUCCCGUGCAAUCGUCAGUAGCCAGAACGCAAGGCAAAGAUGACCCCAAAGAGGACGAGUGCAACCGAAAAGAGGAGAGUUUCUCAAUGGACAGUGAUUUAGACUACAGUUCCGACGAAAACAUGACCAAUAGCGCAAUGUGUCAAAAAGAUGACGGGGACGCGAGUGGUGGACUUGAUGACGGCGUCCACGGGCCUAACGGUGCUGGCAGUACUACGUCCACGGGGAAGAACAGACGACGGAGGACGGCGUUCACAAGCGAGCAGCUGUUGGAACUGGAAAAGGAAUUCCACUGUAAGAAAUACCUCUCCCUUACAGAGCGCUCGCAGAUUGCUCACGCUUUAAAGCUGAGCGAAGUGCAAGUCAAAAUCUGGUUUCAGAACAGGAGGGCCAAGUGGAAGCGCGUGAAGGCGGGCAACGUCAACUCUAAAACCGGCGAGCCCUCGAGAAACCCCAAAAUUGUUGUGCCCAUUCCCGUGCAUGUCAGUCGUUUUGCAAUAAGAAGUCAGCACCAACAGUUAGAGCAAGCGAGACCGUGAUUUUUCUCUUUCUGCUAUAUGAAGGACCAAACACAAAUAUGAAGAAAAUAAAUUCCGAAACAAAACAUAAAAAUAUAUACAUGCUCAUUGGGGAGAAAUACUCGUAAUCUGUUCAUCUUUUGGAGGGCGUGAAUAAUCAUGAUUUAGGGGGUCAGUCAAGCGAAGUGGCAGAAAAAAUGCUGCCUUAAUCUAGUUAGUGAUUUAAAUGUGUGGCUUUAGCUUAGCUUUACCAUUGAAACGACCCUUACACUUGGAUACAUUUUGUUAAUUAAACAAACGAAGACAACAACGAUGACGUAUUUAUUAUCAAUAAAUUGUGUACAUAUUGGGGAAUAUAAGAAAUUUAACUGAUAUGGGACCAAAUAGAAUAUAUUAGGCUACUGUAAGCCUUCCCGUUGCCAGGAAAGUAUACUUGUUUUAAGUUCACAAGUUUUCUUGUGUUUUGUUUUCUUUAUAGUGUGUAUAUAAGCAGAUGAGAAAGGAUAGGCUACUGUCUUGUGAGUGUGUUUUUGCAGACGCAAAUAAUCAAACUACCCCCAGAACAGAUAUUGGCAUUUAAGAAAAUUCGAGUGAGAAUAAGAUCAUGCGGAAAAAUCUGACUCUGCUUGAGCACACUGUACUUGGUGUUGAUGACCUUUCUUUAUCUAUUAAUUAUGAUGAAUCCACGUUUUAUGUUUGCUUGAAACUUUGUACUUUUUGGCUUAGUGACAUUUUAAUAAGGCAGAAAGCACGCUGUUAAUUUAUUUUAUAUUGUGCAAAAAGUAGCAAACAUCUGAUAAGUUUAAGAAUAUUGUGUGAAUUAAACCUGGACAUUAAGCAAUUAUGUAAA
This is a messenger RNA of Conger conger (European conger), 1861 nucleotides long. RefSeq names its product gastrulation brain homeobox 2 (gene gbx2). The record is from RefSeq and is a predicted model, not a curated record. Gene Ontology annotation, cellular component: nucleus. Gene Ontology annotation, molecular function: RNA polymerase II transcription regulatory region sequence-specific DNA binding; DNA-binding transcription factor activity, RNA polymerase II-specific. Gene Ontology annotation, biological process: regulation of nervous system development; regulation of transcription by RNA polymerase II. Bases 1 to 1032 code for a protein of 343 amino acids. The transcript is spliced from 2 exons. Lineage: Eukaryota; Metazoa; Chordata; Actinopteri; Anguilliformes; Congridae.